CCGCCCUCCAUGGCAUGAGUUUGACACCCCUGGAUUAAAGGCUUGCACAACACUGACUUUCUCCCACCUCUAUAUAUAUUUAUAUAUAGGCAGGCUGUACAUUCAGCUAUACACACAUACAGUAAUACCUGAUCGACGCAGACUUGAUGAAGCUCCAUAGAAGCGGUCGGCCUGAACAACAGCAGGAAUCUUCAAGGCAAAAGGUCGUUUCAUUUAAAUUUCUUAAACCAAAUUAAUAAUUAGUCACUUUUGUUUUACCUUGUAUUAAAAGCAACCACCCAGCGUCUGCUCCUUGUAGCAAUUCAAGCAACAUGAUACUAGCUACUCAAACCAGCAGUUAGCAUACAUGUAUUAUUUAGUUGAAAAAUACUUAAUAUAAAAAAGUGGCACAUCCUUGAAUACUUAUCUUUGCGAGGACGGUCGCUAUUUAACACGAAUAAAUGUCAUUUCUUGCCCAAAAGUGACAUAUCCAGCUUCGCGGCGAGAUGAAGCUAAAGGAGUCAACGACAUCACGCAGAGCUCAUAAGACAUGGGUAAUGUAGUCCAACCCUGUGAGUUCCUGUUUACUCACGCGGCAAUACAACUGCAAUACCCAUAAACCUUUGUGUCCCCCAAGCGGCUUCUGCCGCGCGCCGACUAGUUGAAGGAGUGUGUCGAAUCCGUUGCGUUGUCUCUUUACUACGAAAUAUUAAAACGGAAAAAAUCGGCUAUUUACUUUGCGUCACCACUCUCCAUCACUCUUAUUUGAGUGUUAAAUUAAUGUUCAACGGGUGGCAUGGCAUUUGUAUUCAUUUUUUAACGAGACAGCAUGAGUGACAGUAAAACUACGUAUCGUUCAGUGUGGCGACACUUUUAAAGGCGGUUCGCAGGAUUACGAAGGGGACGUGCAGCAACUUUUCACUUUCACUGUUUUUUGUGAGAAGUUUAUUUUUUAUUUUCAUCCGUUAUUGCCCUGGUGCAUCCACGCCGGGGAAGAGGAGAAGGCACACACCGCGACGGCCGCUGCUGAGCUCCGGCUAGCUAGCUGGUUCUUGGAUCUAAUAAUCAAAAUAAGGCCUGCUCGUCGGAGGAGAGAAGGGGGACAAUGCUCGACAUAAUGUCUGACCACCAAGAUUCACUUCUGACGUGCAAAACUGAACCUUUGCCCCCAGAGAGGAAGCGAAGGACUGUGGAGGAUUUCAACAAAUUCUGCAGCUUCGUCCUAGCCUAUGCUGGUUACAUCCCCAGUCCCAAAGAGGAAAGCUCAUGGUCACCGACAUCGUCAAGCUCCGCCCACAGCUCGGGGUUGUCUGUGGACGGCGGUGGGGGCGGCAGCAGCUCCAUGAGCGCAGCGUGGGCGGACGGCGGCUCCUCGGACCUGCACACCAUCCACACGUUUGUACGCAAGGCCCGUGCCAACAAGGGCAAAAGCCGCGUGCCCUCCGACAGCACCUUGUUGGACAAGAUGCGCCUCAAAGACACGCUAUAUGACGGUACCAGUCCGGGCAAAGCCGAGCGCAGGAAGGACAAAAAGCCCAAGAAGCUGUUCGGCUCGCCGUCCUCAGCGGCGGCGGCGGCAGCGGGAGACAGUGGCAGCAGCGAAGGCGAGAAGCGGCCGCGCAUCAAGCGCUGCAAAAACAGCAAGCAGCCCAAAGCCAAGCGGUUCAAGAGCACCACCACGAAUGAGCAUAGUGACGCAGAGGAGCAGGGGGAGGACGGGGCAGGCGGACACGGGGACCCCAGCCUGCAUGGCGCCGCCGGGAAGGUGCACUCCGACGAGACCAUGAGGGAUGCUGAGAUGAGCUCCAGCGAGGGUGAAACGUGGAUCGCCGACGAAGACAUCAUGGUGGAGUCUGGGGACGACUCGUGGGACCUGAUCACAUGCUACUGCGGGAAGCCGUUCGCCGGGCGACCGAUGAUCGAGUGCAACCAGUGCGGGAUCUGGGUGCACUUGUCCUGCGCCAAAAUCAAGAAGUCCAACGUGCCCGACAUCUUUUACUGCCACAAGUGCAGGGACUUGAGACGGUCGGGACACAAAAAAGACACUUAAGAAACAAACUAGAGGGGACAGGCGGGGUCCCUUUUUGCUUUUGUUGCCUAAAACAGCCAAAAACAGCCUAACCUGUCACUGUAUUUGUCCUUCUUUUCAGACAAUCAACCGUUCUUUUAGUUGGAUGGAAUGUUUUUGCGUUUUUGACAUAGUUCGUCUUAAGGGUAGGCACUGUUAGCUUCCCAAAAAUAGAAGCGGAAGACGUCCCGUAUUUUGUCAUUUUGUCUAAAAAGGCAGCUCUUUUCCCCUCCUUUUUCAUGUUUUAAUUUCAGUGGCAGUCACUGAUUCUUCAAAUUUUAAGCAAAGUUAGGGGACCCGGAUCCCAAGGGUGGGGGGUCUUCUUCAGAGGAUGGGCUGUUUUUUGUUGUUGUGCAUCACUUUCAAAUUCAAGCAGCGCACUUUUUCCUUUUUCUGUCCAUGACUGAGCGCUUAUACUCCCGUACCAGCUUGUACGUCACAAUCAAACCUUUGCUUUGGGUCUACCUUCACCAGGCUGUUUUUCCCUUUCCGUUAGCGCUCUUAAACGGCUAGUCGUCUCCCGCUUUAAGACGGUUGUAAAAGUGUACAGAGAAUAAUUGGACGCCAUGGACAUUUUUGGGAAUUUUGUCUAUUUUUGGUUUUAUUAUUAUUUUUGUUUGUGAUUGAGAUUGGUGAGUAGCGUUUAAUAUUUUUUUUUUGCGCACUCUCUUUCUCUCUCUGUUGUGUUGUACAAAUCGCAUUUUUUGACAAAUGUACAUAUGUGAAAGUACCAGAGAGAAAAAACUAGCCAUGCAAAAAAAAAGUCUAUUUUCUGCAGUUCUGCAUUUUCCUUUUCUUUAAUCGUAGUUUGGAAAAUAAAAAGUCUUCUUUGGGAAAA
Molecule: messenger RNA, 2885 nt
Organism: Doryrhamphus excisus (bluestripe pipefish)
Lineage: Eukaryota; Metazoa; Chordata; Actinopteri; Syngnathiformes; Syngnathidae
Gene: phf23b
Product: PHD finger protein 23b
Biological process (GO): negative regulation of autophagosome maturation; positive regulation of protein ubiquitination; negative regulation of autophagosome assembly
Cellular component (GO): nucleus
Source: RefSeq, a predicted model, not a curated record